Molecule: messenger RNA, 1078 nt
Organism: Fopius arisanus
Lineage: Eukaryota; Metazoa; Arthropoda; Insecta; Hymenoptera; Braconidae
Exons: 3
Coding region: 54-872 (272 amino acids)
Source: RefSeq, a predicted model, not a curated record
AUGUGUGUUUUGUUUUUUUCCGUCCUUUGUUUUUUAAUUUUAGUUUAUUUAAAAUGGAGCAAGAGGAGUGCACGGAGUUUAUUAUUUUGCAGGAUCAAGCGACUCUUCUGGAGACCUUGAUGAAAAACGUAUCAAUUUUGAAACAUGAAGCCCCUCAGGUCACGCUCAUCGACGCCGAGCUGGAGAUUCAUCUCGUGACGUUCAAGGAAAUUUCCAACAAUUUAUCAAUUAAACUCGGAGCAUUAAACAAAUUAUCAGAGCGGUUGGAUCCUGAGAGGAAGAAAGAUGUCCUCGGGUUUGUCGAGAAGAUCCAAGAGUCUUGGAAGAAGACAGUGAAAGAGAUCACAGAUGAGCACUUGAAUCUAUCAGUAGUAAGCAGAUCAGCCUAUGGCCACCCUCUGACAUCAAUCCUAUCGGAGAUAAAACGAGAAACCUCAGCAAUUCAGGUGUCCCUUCAAAUCGGCGAAAUGAUAUACGACAGCGAUUUCGUUCUCCAGGGAUUCCUCUACUGCACCGAGAUCUUCAAACUUCUGAAUGACAUGGAGGGCUGUGACAAGCGAAUCCAGCAGUACCUGGUGACACCAAAAGUCACUGCCUUCCUCCAGGGAUUGGAUACAACGGUGGAGGCCUUCUCCAAGAGCAACGAUCUCCUCCCACCGAAGGAACAACAAUUAGAGGUAUUCUCUAAAGUCUCGUCUCUCCUCACUGAAGAGCUCCUCGGCUGGAAACCAGACGAUCCUGACGCUAUCCUCAAGGACAGCAACCCCAAGAGGCCAGUCUUCAUCACAAAGAACACGAAACGAACGCAAGUGAAGAGACUAGCGAAUUUACCGCUCUUUAAUUCAGUUCAUAAAGAAAAAUCAACGAAUUGAAAAUCUCUUUGAAUUAAUUCCAGAGGUUCGAUGACUUCUUUAUCCCAAUUUUUACUCGUCAUUCUCCCUUAUUUAAUUAAUUUCUUUAAUUAACUUUAACUUAUCCAAUCAAUGACUUCCACCGAGUGAAUCCACUGUAAUAAAAUAGAUAAUUAGAUAAUCGUUAAUUAAAUUAUGACAGUAAUGAAGUAGAGCCAUAAAAAUGA